This is a messenger RNA of Coregonus sp. 'balchen', 13053 nucleotides long. The record is from the annotation of a GenBank genome assembly. NCBI's taxonomy places the organism in Eukaryota, Metazoa, Chordata, Actinopteri, Salmoniformes, Salmonidae.
AUGGAGAGGCGGAACAGUCACCAAGCAACGUCUGAUUACCCACACCCAUUUGUGCACAAGUUGAAACUGACCAGGGCGCAGAGAAUAAGGGUGAGUUGUCUUAUUAUGCUUGAGGAAAUGUGGUAAGAGAUGCACGAAGAUCAUACCCCCAGCCUGGGCAGCCGCUAGUGGGCGUUAUGGAUCUCCACUGUCCAAACAUAGCGGCUGCCCGGCAGGCUACAUUAUGAUAUUUAUGCCACUUACUUUCACACUGAUCAUUAUUCACGAUUGAUUCAUGAUUAUCCGUAAUCAUGGUAGCAAUCACAUUAAUGUACAAGUGUUCAGAAAUAUAUUAUGUAUUCUUAUUUACAAUAAAAGUGACUCAAACGACACAAUACAUUAUUCACCAUUCAGUUUCUAUUGGGCACAACAUAAUCCGAAAACACAACCAAAACAAAUUGCAAAUGCGUCAACAAGCUUGAUGUAGUCAUUGCGUGCUAGGAAUAUGGGACCAAAUUCGAAACUUUUGACUACUUUAAUACAUUAUAAGCGAAUUUGGCCAAAUACUUAUAUGACACCUUCAAAUAAAACAGAUAUGUAUGAAAAUACCCUCAAAUAAAAGGUGACAUUAUGUACUGUCGCCUCAUAUGAAACAUUUUAUUUCAAAUCCAAAAUGCUGGAGUAUAGAGCCAAAUUAAAAGUUUUAGCUUCACUGUCCAAAUGAAUAGAAAAGGGAUGUAUGUCUCUGUGUGUGCAAUGCAUAUAUGAUACAUUGUAGCCUGCCCCAUGCAACAUAAUAUCCUCCAUAUGUGAUCAUGUCCCUGUCCCUCCCAUCCACAGGGCAUGGUGUUGGGCUCCAUCCUGUUCCCCAUACGAUUCUUUCUGGCUGCCCUCUGCUUCCUGAUCAUGUGGCCAAUUGCCCGGCUCCGAUUGGCUGGCCUCUCAGAGGAAGAACGGUCCCGGCCAGUAACGACUGGGUGGAGGAGAUGGUUACUACACCCCAUCAUCCGUUUCCUUAGCCGGGCAGUGUUUUUCUUCCUGGGGUUCAUCUGGGUCCGGGUCAAAGGUCGUAGGGCGGGGCAUAAGGAGGCUCCUGUGCUGGCGGUGGCGCCGCACAGUAGCUUCCUGGAUAUGUUGGUGCUGCCGGAAACUCAGCUGGCUACGGUGGUGUCUAGAUCGGAAAACCAAAGCAUUCCUGUUAUAGGGGGUGAGUGUUAUGUGGGAGACUGGGAGAGGCUUUGGGUCAAAGUUGCCCUUUUAAAGACACACAUCCAGGAUCCGAUUACCCUCUUCAAAUCGUUUCCUUAAUCACUAUGGAUAAAAUGCCACGCUGUGGGCAACAUCAUUCUGCUCUGUUGGGGUGAGAUGGAGAAUGAGAGAGGGGGAGGGAUGGAGGUUGGGAAAGGAAGGAGAGAUGGGAUGGAAUUGGAAAGUUGUUAGUAAGACUAAAUAUGGCAAAGGUGGUAUUGGAAAGUGUAUUGAGAAAGUAUGAAAGCAACUCCUAAAACAAACUAUUGCCAUGACUCUUCUGUAUGUGUGCUUAAGUUCUAUUUCUCCCUCUUUUUCUUUAACCUUUUUCCCUCUUAUUCUCUUGUCCUCUCUUUCUCCACCUUCCCUCUUUCUUUCACCUUUUCCAUCCCCUUCUCCUCUCCCCCCUCUUCCUCACCCUCUCUCACAUUUCCCUGUCUGUUCUCUCUUACUCACUCUCUCUCUCUCUCCCUCUCUUUCUCCCACAUUUCCCUCUGUUCUCUCUCUCUAUAGAGUAAGAAUCUCUCCCUCUCCUUUCUUCAGUAGCACAGGCCUUCAGUGGCAUUUGUGUCCUAAUGAAUAUAAUGAUCAUAUCAUUAUGGCUAUGUCACAUUAUAACAGUGUUGUGUAUGGUUUAUCUUCUCUCUCUCAGCCCUCCUGGAGUUUAACCAGUCAGUGUUGGUAAACAGGAAGAAUCCAGAGUCCAGGAAACAGGCUGUCGUUCAGAUCAAAGAGAGGCUCACCUCCAAUGGCUACUGGCCGCAGGUAAGCAGGAAUCAGAGGGCAGGGGUCAAAGGUCAUUAGGGCCAAUGGGGGAGCUGGUGUAACGGAGUAGCUCUGCCUGAGACAUGUAAACGUGAUUGUUGCUAGCAGACUACAAGGAUUUCCUCUUGGUCUAAUGGUUAAGACAUUGGAUCACCACAUGGGAGAUGUGGGCUCACAUCCCGCCAGUUACACAUAUGUAACCUCACUGCAUCAGUCUUGCGUCAUAUAGCACGAUGACUUUGUUUAGACUCUUGAGUUAACUUGCAAUACCGGUAUGUCACGUUAUAAUUGUUACUGUCGGCGAAGAAUGGAUCUUACUGAUGACGAGACAGCUUUCAUAGAACUGGUUUAACACACCUCUCUAUUCAUCAGUCACUAUCUCGCUUUCCCUCCGUCCUCCUAAUGAACCUUACUGAUGGGACAACAUAGAACUGGUUCUACCAACUCCCUUGCUUUCUCUCUUCCCAUCUCUGUCAUUGGCUCUCUCUCAUGGUCAGAUGCUGAUGUUCCCAGAAGGCACCACUACAAACGGCACCGUUCUCAUAAAGUUCAAACCUGGUGAGAUCUAGUUCUGGGUUCAAAUACUAUUUGAAAUCUUUCAAAUGCUUUUAUCCUUUGCUUUAGCUUGCAUAGGGUGGCAGAUGGGUGGGGUUUGCACUUUUGUGACGGGUUGGUGAGAACAUAAUUAAGAAUGUCACUUCUUCUGCUAAACCUAAAGGAAUGGAUGGCAUGUGUUACAUGGGGGGGGAGCUGACUGGUUUACUGUCCUCUGCCUCUCUCCUAGGUGCCUUCCUGGCUGGAGUCCCAGUCCAACCAGUUCUGCUGCACUACCCCAACAAACUGGUGAGUAGACUGGACUGUGUCAGUAUUGGUAUACAGCAGAGAAAUUGAACGGAGGGAUCGAACCGCUGCCUCCAGGGAAGUAUGUUGUCCGGGUGCGGCAGCACUGUCACUAGUAGUUUAUAUGCUGACGCAGCGGAAGGUGUAGGGUGAAGUUGCAAAUACAGUCAGGUCCAUAAGUAUUUGGACAGUGAUACAAUUUGCAUCAUUUUGGCUCUGUACACCACCACAAUGGAUUUGAAAGGAAACAAUCAAGAUGUGCUUUAAUUGUAGACUUUCAUCUUUAAUUUAAGGAUUUUGUCAAAAUUAUUGUAUGAACCGUGUAGGAAUUACAACCAUUUUUAUACACAGACCCCCAAUUUUAGGGGCUCAAAGGUAAUUGGACAAACUAACAUAAUCAUCAAUUAAAUGGUGAGUUUUAAUACUUGGUUGCAAAUCCUGGAACCCAUAGACAUCACCAGAUGCUGGGUUUCUUCCCUGGUGAUGCUCUGCCAGGCCUUUACUGCAGCUGUCUUCAGUUCCUGCUUGUUCUUGGGGCGUUUUUCCGUCCGUUUUGCCUUCAGCAAGUGAAAUACAUGCUCAAUUGGAUUCAGGUCAGGUGAUUGACUUGGCCAUUGCAGAACAUUCCACUUCUUUGCCUUAAAAAAGUAUUGGGUUGCUUUCGCAGUAUGCUUCAGGUCAUUGUCCAUCUGCACUGUGAAGCACCGUCCAAUGAGUUUUGAAGCAUUUGGCUGAAUCUGAGCAGAUAAUAUAGCCCUAAACACUUCAGAAUUCAUCAUCAAUAAAUACAAGGGAAACAGUUCCAUUGGCAGCCAUACAUGCCCACGCCAUAACACUACCUCCACCAUGCUUCACAGAUGAGGUGGUAUGCUUCGGAUCAUGAGCAGUUCCUUCCCUUCUCCAUACUCUUCUCUUCCCAUCAUUCUGGUACAAGUUGAUAUUUGUCUCAUCUGUCCAUAGGAUGUUGUUCCAGAACUGUACAGGCUUUUUAAAAAUGUUUUUUGGCUAACUCUAAUCUGGUCUUCCUGUUUUUGAGGCUUACCAAUGGUUUACAUUUUGUGAUAAAAGGGUGAAGUCUUCUCUUGAUUGUUGACUUUGACACAGAUACGCCUACCUCCUGGAGGGUGUUCUUGAUCUGGCCAACUGUUGUGAAGGGGUUUUUCUUCACCAGGGAAAUAAUUAUUCUGUCAUCCACCACAGUUGUUUUCCGUGGUCUUCCGGGCCUUUUGGUUCCUGAGCUCACCAGUGCGUUCUUUCUUUUUAAGAAUAUACCAAAUAGUUGAUUUGGCCACACCUAAUGUUUUUGCUAUCUCUCUGAUGGGUUUGUUUUGAUUUUUCAGCCUAAUGAUGGCUUGCUUCACUGGCAGUGACAGCUCUUUGGACUUCAUAUUGAGGGUUAACAGCAACAGAUUCCAAAUGCAAAUGCCACACUUGAAAUCAACUCUAGACCUUUUACCUGCUUCCUUGUAAAUGAACUAAUGAGGGAAUAACACACACCUGGCCAUGGAGCAGCCAAUUGUCCAAUUACUUUUGAUCCCUUUAAAAGGGGGGGACCACAUAUAGAAAUUGCUGUAAUUCCUACACCGUUUACCCAAUUUGGAUGUAAAUACCCUCAAAUUAAAGCUGAAAGUCUGCACUUUCAGCUCAUAUUCAUUAUUUAAUUUCAACUCCAAUAUGCUGUGGUAGACAGCUAAAAUAAUAAUAACUUGGUCAAUGUCCAAAUAUUUAUGGACCUGACUGUAUAUUUAUACGGACUCUACACACAGCCACUCACAUACAAUCAUCAUAUACGCUGCUGCUACUCUGUUUAUCUUAUAUCCUGAUGCCUAGUCCCCUUACCCCUAUACAUAUCUACCUCCAUCACUCCAGUAUCCCUGCACAUUGUAAAUAUGGUAGUGGAACUGACCCUGUAUAUAGUAUGCUUUCUUACUUUAUUGUGUUCCUAGUUCUUAUUUGUAUAUGUUGUGUUUUUGUUCUACCUUGUUAUUUUUAGUAUUACAUUGUUAUUGAUUACUGCAUUAUUGGGGUUAGCUUGCAAGAAAGGCAUUUCACUGUACUUGUGCAUGUGACAUUAAAAUUUGAAGUUGGCCGUAGAUGCUGAUCUUGGGUCAGUUUUCCAUUUCCCCCCACUAAUGGCUGAGGUUGGGAUUGUGGAGCGCAUUGGGCCUGAGAGCACCCUAACUGGUCGUAGGAAAAUACCAUGUGGUUUGGUUUCUAAUCAUAGUUAAUGUUUGUGGAUGUUGGAACUCCCAUGUCACCACAGAAUGCCUGUACAGCAGGUAUCAUCAACUAGAUUCAGCCGCGGGACGAUUUUUUUUUCUUCUUUCUGGAGCAGAUGGUCGGGGGGCCGGAACAUAAUUGCAAAUAAUUUAUUAAAUUAAAAUCACUUGGAGCUGAUUUCCUGGUGUUUUUACAGUCUAAUGUCCAACAAUGAAAAUUGUAUUUGUUGCUCAGAAAACUUGAGGGGCCAAAUAAAACCACCGGCCGCCAGUUGGGGAACCCUGCUGUACAGGGUGUAUUUUGAACUGAGUCUGAGUCACAUGUAGGCCCAUGUAAUGUUCUGAACAGAAUCAGGUGAUGUACUGUCUGCACAUGUGAGUUUACCUUCUAGAGUUAUUAUUUCUAUGCGUUUUUUUUAAAACAUGCUUGUUUUCUAGGAUACUGUACGCUGGACCCACACGGGAACUACCUGGUAAGACACCAUCUAUAUGAAAUAAAAACAUAUGAUAAUCAUUCAACUUCAUUAUCAAAUCUCCAUUUAACAUCCAUAUUAUUGGAAACAAGUUGUCGAUAUAUGAUAUUUCACUGAUUGGUGGUGGUGUUUUUCCCUCCAGGGUUGAGGCAUUGUGGCACACCUGCUCUCAGUUCUACACUAACGUUACUAUUGAGGUAAGGCCAUAUUGUCCAUAAUCAGAAUGACCACUCACAGAAGAAAAAUGUCCUGUUUUCUCAUUGGCUGUAAUACCUGUCAGAAAAAUGUAAUGUGCUCUUAUUGGCUACAGUACUUGUCAGUAUUAAUAUCCUGUACUCUGAUUGGCUACAGUACCUGCCAGUAUACACCCCCUCCCAGAAGGAGAAGGAUGACCCUAAUCUGUAUGCAGACAAUGUCCAGAAACUCAUGGCCAAGUGAGUCUACACAGCAUUUCUACCUCAGUGUGUGUGUGUGUGUGAAUUUCAUCUUACGGCUCACAGUAUUCCUGAAGACGGUGGGUGUGUGUGUGUGUGUGUGUGUGUGUGUGUAGUUUCUUUGUGGACGUUUCCCACUGUUUGGCAUGUUGUGGUCAAUUUUGCCUCAGUAUUUGCAUAAUGUAUACUUGGCUAUCUGUUUGCUUUGGAUGCAUGUAUUUUAUGAGGGUGUGUAGAUGAUUCUAACAUCUCUAACCUCUUGUGUCUAUCAGGGCCCUGGGCAUCCCAGCUACAGACCAUGUGAUGGAGGGGCGUGUUCUUACCAGAAAACUGGGGGGGCUCUCCCUCCCCCUAGAACCGCCUGCCAGAGAAACUCUCUCACUGCUGCACAAAGACGGGUAAGAGACUUGUGUGUGUGUGUAUAUAUGUGUAUGUACACUACAUGACCAAAAGUAUGUGGACACCUGCUUGUCGAACAUCUCAUUUCAAUAUUAUGGGCAUUAAUAUGGAGUUGGUCCCCCCUUUGCUGCUAUAACAGCCUCCACUCUUCUGGGAAGGCUUUCCACUAGAUGUUGGAAUAUUGCUGCGGUGACUUGCUUCCAUUCAGCCACAAGAGCAUUCGUGAGGUCGGGCACUGAUGUUUGAUGAUUAGGCCUGGCUCGCAGUCGGCGUUCGAUGAGGUUGAGGUCAGGGCUCUGUGCAGGCCAGUCAAGUUCUUCCACACCGAUCUCGACAAACCAUUUCUGUAUGGACCUCGCUUUGUGCACGAGGGCAUUGUCAUGCUGAAACAGGAAAGGGCCUUCCCCAAACUGUUGCCACAAAGUUGGAAGCACAGAAUCGUCAAGAAUGUAAUUUUAUGCUGUAGCAUUAAGAUUUCCCUUCACUGGAACUAAGAGGCCCAGCCCGAACCAUGAAAAACAGACCCAGACCAUUAUUCCUCCUCCACCAAACUUUACAGUUGGCACUAUGCAUUGGGGCAGGUAGCGUUCUCCUGGCAUCUGCCAAACCCAGAUUCGUCCGUCGGACAGCCAGAUGGUGAAGCGUGAUUCAUCACUCCAGAGAACGUGUUUCCACUGCUCCAGAGUCCAAUGGGCAGAAAUUUAACGAACUGACUUGUUGGAAAGGUGGCAUCCUAUGACGGUACCACGUUGAAAGUCACUGAGCUCUUCAGUACGGGCCAUUCUACUGCCAAUGUUUGUCUAUGGAGAUUGCAUUGCUGUGUGCUCGAUUUUAUACACCUGUCAGCAACGGGUGUGGCUGAAAUAGCCGAAUCCACUAAUUUGAAGGUGUGUCCACAUACUUUUGGCCAUGUUUGUGUGUAGGUAGACUCUUGAUCUAUGGCUGUGUGUGUGUUUGAUGGUGACUAAGCAGGUGCUUUCCUUCUUGUGUGCAUGACUUAAAUGAUUGUCUGCUAACCUCAGCUCCUUCCCCCAAUCUCUCUCCCCCUCUCAUCUCUCUCUCUCCCCCUUCCCCUCUCCAUCCUCAGUCUCCGUGAGUCUGAGGUGGAGGCAGCACUGAGUAACAUGAUUGACAGGUGUCAGUCAGAACAGGGUUGGAGGGCUGGUGUGGAUGAGCUGGCCCCUCUCCUGGGACUGACAGACAGACAGACUGCUGCUAAGAUCUGUGGACUCUACUCCAAGGUAAACUACUCCAAGGUUAAACUGGCCACCACCAACCAGCGUCAAGUGUGGCGUAUGAACUUGUCCGUUUGAGAGAGCAACAGACGUGUAGAGUACUGAAGUAGUAGAUUUCUAUAAGUAUUCCUUGGUGUUGUGUACUUCGCAUAACUUGUGUGUGUUUGUGUUAACCGUGUGUGUGUGUGUGUGUGUGUGUGUGUGUUCCAGGAUGACAUGGUGGACCUCAGACAGAUCUAUCUAAGUGUGACAUCAGUCUCUGGCCUUCUGGGCUUUAAGUCCCUCCUUCACACUGCAUUCACUGUAAGUUCUGCUCCAAGUGUGUGUAGAGUAGAUUUAUAACCCCAGUGUUUGUGUAGAGUAGAUUUAUAACCCCAGUGUUUGUGUAGAGUAGAUUUAUAACCCCAGUGUUUGUGUAGAGUAGAUUUUAUAACCCCAGUGUUGGUGUAGAGUAGAUUUAUAACCCCAGUGUUUGUGUAGAGUAGAUUUAUAACCCCAGUGUUUGUGUAGAGUAGAUUUUAUAACCCUAGUGUUUGUGUAGAGUAGAUUUAUAACCCCAGUGUUUGUGUAGAGUAGAUUUAUAACCCCAGUGUUUGUGUAGAGUAGAUUUAAAACCCUAGUGUUUGUGUAGAGUAGAUUUAUAACCCUAGUGUUUGUGUAGAGUAGAUUUUAUAACCCUAGUGUUUGUGUAGAGUAGAUUUAUAACCCCAGUGUUUGUGUAGGGUAGAUUUAUAACCCCAGUGUUUGUGUAGAGUAGAUUUAUAACCCCAGUGUUUGUGUAGAGAAGAUUUAUAACCCCAGUGUUUGUGUAGAGUAGAUUUAUAACCCCAGUGUUUGUGUAGAGUAGAUUUUAUAACCCCAGUGUUUGUGUAGAGUAGAUUUUAUAACCCUAGUGUUUGUGUAGGGUAGAUUUAUAACCCCAGUGUUUGUGUAGAGCAGAUUUAUAACCCUAGUGUUUGUGUAGAGUAGAUUUAUAACCCCAGUGUUUGUGUAGGGUAGAUUUAUAACCCCAGUGUUUGUGUAGAGUAGAUUUAUAACCCCAGUGUUUGUGUAGAGUAGAUUUUAUAACCCUAGUGUUUGUGUAGAGUAGAUUUUAUAAUCCUAGUGUUUGUGUAGAGUAGAUUUAACCCCAGUGUUUGUGUAGAGUAGAUUUAUAACCCCAGUGUUUGUGUAGAGUAGAUUUAUAACCCCAGUGUUUGUGUAGAGUAGAUUUAUAACCCCAGUGUUUGUGUAGAGUAGAUUUAUAACCCCAGUGUUUGUGUAGAGUAGAUUUAUAACCCCAGUGUUUGUGUAGAGUAGAUUUAAAACCCUAGUGUUUGUGUAGAGUAGAUUUAUAACCCUAGUGUUUGUGUAGAGUAGAUUUUAUAACCCUAGUGUUUGUGUAGAGUAGAUUUAUAACCCCAGUGUUUGUGUAGAGUAGAUUUAUAACCCCAGUGUUUGUGUAGGGUAGAUUUAUAACCCCAGUGUUUGUGUAGAGUAGAUUUAUAACCCCAGUGUUUGUGUAGAGAAGAUUUAUAACCCCAGUGUUUGUGUAGAGUAGAUUUAUAACCCCAGUGUUUGUGUAGAGUAGAUUUUAUAACCCCAGUGUUUGUGUAGAGUAGAUUUUAUAACCCUAGUGUUUGUGUAGGGUAGAUUUAUAACCCCAGUGUUUGUGUAGAGUAGAUUUAUAACCCCAGUGUUUGUGUACGGUAGAUUUAUAACCCCAGUGUUUGUGUAGAGUAGAUUUAUAACCCCAGUGUUUGUGUAGAGUAGAUUUAUAACCCCAGUGUUUGUGUAGAGCAGAUUUAUAACCCUAGUGUUUGUGUAGAGUAGAUUUAUAACCCCAGUGUUUGUGUAGAGUAGAUUUAUAACCCCAGUGUUUGUGUAGAGUAGAUUUAUAACCCCAGUGUUUGUGUAGGGUAGAUUUAUAACCCCAGUGUUUGUGUAGAGUAGAUUUAUAACCCCAGUGUUUGUGUAGGGUAGAUUUAUAACCCCAGUGUUUGUGUAGAGUAGAUUUAUAACCCCAGUGUUUGUGUAGAGUAGAUUUUAUAACCCUAGUGUUUGUGUAGAGUAGAUUUUAUAAUCCUAGUGUUUGUGUAGAGUAGAUUUAUAACCCCAGUGUUUGUGUAGAGGAGAUUGUAUAACCCCAGUGUGUGUAGAGGAGAUUUUAUAACCCUAGUGUUUGUGUAGAGUAGAUUUAUAACCCCAGUGUUUGUGUAGAGUAGAUUUAUAACCCCAGUGUUUGUGUAGGGUAGAUUUAUAACCCCAGUGUUUGUGUAGAGUAGAUUUAUAACCCCAGUGUUUGUGUAGAGAAGAUUUAUAACCCCAGUGUUUGUGUAGAGUAGAUUUAUAACCCCAGUGUUUGUGUAGAGUAGAUUUUAUAACCCCAGUGUUUGUGUAGAGUAGAUUUUAUAACCCUAGUGUUUGUGUAGGGUAGAUUUAUAACCCCAGUGUUUGUGUAGAGUAGAUUUAUAACCCCAGUGUUUGUGUACGGUAGAUUUAUAACCCCAGUGUUUGUGUAGAGUAGAUUUAUAACCCCAGUGUUUGUGUAGAGUAUAUUUAUAACCCCAGUGUUUGUGUAGAGCAGAUUUAUAACCCUAGUGUUUGUGUAGAGUAGAUUUAUAACCCCAGUGUUUGUGUAGAGUAGAUUUAUAACCCCAGUGUUUGUGUAGAGUAGAUUUAUAACCCCAGUGUUUGUGUAGGGUAGAUUUAUAACCCCAGUGUUUGUGUAGAGUAGAUUUAUAACCCCAGUGUUUGUGUAGGGUAGAUUUAUAACCCCAGUGUUUGUGUAGAGUAGAUUUAUAACCCCAGUGUUUGUGUAGAGUAGAUUUUAUAACCCUAGUGUUUGUGUAGAGUAGAUUUUAUAAUCCUAGUGUUUGUGUAGAGUAGAUUUAUAACCCCAGUGUUUGUGUAGAGGAGAUUGUAUAACCCCAGUGUGUGUAGAGGAGAUUUUAUAACCCUAGUGUUUGUGUAGAGUAGAUUUAUAACCCCAGUGUUUGUGUAGGGUAGAUUUAUAACCCCAGUGUUUUUUGUAGAGUAGAUUUAUAACCCCAGUGUUUGUGUAGAGCAGAUUUAUAACCCCAGUGUUUGUGUAGAGUAGAUUUAUAACCCCAGUGUUUGUGUAGGGUAGAUUUAUAACCCCAGUGUUUGUGUAGGGUAGAUUUAUAACCCCAGUGUUUGUGUAGGGUAGAUUUAUAACCCUAGUGUUUGUGUAGGGUAGAUUUAUAACCCCAGUGUUUGUUUAGAGUAGAUUUAUAACCCCAGUGUUUGUUUAGAGUAGAUUUAUAACCCCAGUGUUUGUGUAGAGUAGAUUUUAUAACCCUAGUGUUUGGGUAGAGUAGAUUUAUAACCCCAAUGUUUGUGUAGAGUAGAUUUAUAACCCCAGUGUUUGUGUAGAGUAGAUUUUAUAACCCUAGUGUUUGGGUAGAGUAGAUUUAUAACCCCAGUGUUUGUAUAGAGUAGAUUUAUAACCCCAGUGUUUGUGUAGGGUAGAUUUAUAACCCCAGUGUUUGUGUAGAGUAGAUUUUAUAACCCUAGUGUUUGGGUAGAGUAGAUUUAUAACCCCAGUGUUUGUGUAGGGUAGAUUUAUAACCCCAGUGUUUGUGUAGAGUAGAUUUAUAACCCCAGUGUUUGUGUAGGGUAGAUUUAUAACUCCAGUGUUUGUGUAGAGUAGAUUUAUAACCCCAGUGUUUGUGUAGGGUAGAUUUAUAACCCCAGUGUUUGUGUAGACUAGAUUUAAAACCCUAGUGUUUGUGUAGGGUAGAUUUAUAACCCCAGUGUUUGUGUAGAGUAGAUUUUAUAACCCUAGUGUUUGGGUAGAGUAGAUUUAUAACCCCAGUGUUUGUGUAGGGUAGAUUUAUAACCCCAGUGUUUGUGUAGAGUAGAUUUAUAACCCCAGUGUUUGUGUAGGGUAGAUUUAUAACCCCAGUGUUUGUGUAGGGUAGAUUUAUAACCCCAGUGUUUGUGUAGGGUAGAUUUAUAACCCCAGUGUUUGUGUAGAGUAGAUUUUAUAACCCUAGUGUUUGUGUAGAGUAGAUUUAUAACCCCAGUGUUUGUGUAGGGUAGAUUUAUAACCCCAGUGUUUGUGUAGACUAGAUUUAAAACCCUAGUGUUUGUGUAGGGUAGAUUUAUAACCCCAGUGUUUGUGUAGAGUAGAUUUUAUAACCCUAGUGUUUGGGUAGAGUAGAUGUAUAACCCCAGUGUUUGUGUAGGGUAGAUUUAUAACCCCAGUGUUUGUGUAGAGUAGAUUUAUAACCCCAGUGUUUGUGUAGGGUAGAUUUAUAACCCCAGUGUUUGUGUAGGGUAGAUUUAUAACCCCAGUGUUUGUGUAGGGUAGAUUUAUAACCCCAGUGUUUGUGUAGAGUAGAUUUUAUAACCCUAGUGUUUGUGUAGAGUAGAUUUAUAACCCCAGUGUUUGUGUAGGGUAGAUUUAUAACCCCAGUGUUUGUGUAGAGUAGAUUUAUAACCCCAGUGUUUGUGUAGGGUAGAUUUAUAACCCCAGUGUUUGUGUAGGGUAGAUUUAUAACCCCAGUGUUUGUGUAGGGUAGAUUUAUAACCCCAGUGUUUGUGUAGAGUAGAUUUAGCAGGAAUAGACUGGCACCCAGGCGGUAUGUACAGUUACUACGGUAUAAAGAGGACGCUUUAACCUAUAAACUGAAUUAAUAUAUUUGAUAUAAACUACAUGAAGAUAUUUGACAUAAACACUAUAUAAAUGGUAUAUAUUUACAUAAAUGUAUAUAUUUGAACCCAGUGUAAACUGUCUGCAGCUGUAUGACCGAGAGUGUAGUGGCAGUCUGACUGCAGUGGACGUGUCUGACCUGAUGGGGGCGCUCGUGGGGAGUCCUCAGUACCACACAGAGGAACUGUACACCGAACUGUCCAGGAGAGGAGCGCCCACUGAACGUAAGCCAAGGCACCCAUCCAUUAACAAUGUUGACAUUCAAAUACAUUCACUUUAAACUUAUCUUGAUUAUUAGUGGUGUAUUACAAACUUCUCUACCUGUUUGUUGGGCACAAACCAAGUCUGUGAUUUGACCCUAGUUAUGGCUGUUUGUCAAUUCGUCUUUCUGCGAUCCCUCGCCUCCUUCUCAAUAGUAUUCGAGAAGUUCCAAAUACCUUUUUCUCCAAUGAGAAGGAGGCAAGGUGAGCGAAUGCAAGGAAUCGAGGAAAGAUGAAUUGAGAAAGCAAUGUCCAGUUGUUCGUCACACUGUCCUGAACUACAGUCUUGUCGACAAUAACCCUAAUGCUAUGUGGUUGUAUCUCCACAGAAGACCUGUUUAGAGUGCUGACCACCCACCCCACCUAUCAGAAACUGAUCAGCGAGUACUUUACACCUGAGGGGGCGGAGUCCACACCACCACCCUCUCUGACCAAAGGGAAAUUGGGGAACAACAAUGAAGGAUCACCUAGCGACAACGGAACGGCUUUGUCUUACAAAACGGCUGAUAACGGCUCUCCUCUGCCCAGUAAGAAAGACGACUGA